Porites lobata is the source of this 920-nucleotide messenger RNA. Lineage: Eukaryota; Metazoa; Cnidaria; Anthozoa; Scleractinia; Poritidae. The record is from the annotation of a GenBank genome assembly.
ACUAAAUCGUUGGCCACUCAGUCUGUCAGCCAGUCAGUCAGUCAUUCAACCAGUCAGUCAGUCAGUCAGUCAGUCUGUCAGUCAUUAGCCAGUAGGGCAGUCAGUCAUUCAACCAGUCAGUCAGUCAGUCAGUUAGUUAGUCAAUUAGCCAGUAAGCCAAUUGGUCAGCUAGUCAGUAAGUCAGUCAGUCAUCUACUCAGUCAGUUAGUCAGCCAGUCAGUUAGCCAGCCAGACAGUUAGCCAGUCUAUCUGUUAGCCAGUCACUCAGUCAGUCAUUAGCCAGCAAGGGAGUCAGUCAGUCAACCAGUCAGUCAGUCUGUCAAUCAGCCAGCCAGUCAGCCAGUCAGUAAGUCGGUCAGCCAGUCAAUCAGUAAGUCUGUCAGUCAGUGAGCCAGCCAGUCAGUCAGUCAGUCAGUCAGUAAGUCAGUCAGUCGGUCAGCCAGCCAGUCAGUCAGUCAGUUAACAAGCCAGUCAGUUAGCCAGCCAGUCAGUCAGUCAGUCAGACAUUAGCCAGUUGUGCAGUCAGUCAUUUAACCUGUCAGCCAGCCAGUCAGCCAGUCAGUCAGUCAAUCAGUCAAUCUGUCACUCAGUGAGCCAGCCAAUCAGUCAGUAAGUCAGUCAGUCAGUCAGUUAGCCAGUCAGGCAGCCAGUUAGUCAACUAGCCAGUAAGUCAGUUGGCCAGCCAGCCAGCCAGUCAGUCAGUCAUUAGCCAGUUGCCCAGUCAGUCAGUCUGUCAGUCAGCCAGUCAGCCAGUCAGCCAGUCAGCCAGUCAGUCAGUCAGUCAGUCAGUCAGUCAGUCAGUCAGUCAGCCAGUCAGUCAGUCUGUCAGUCAGCCAGUAAGUCUGUCAGUCAACCAGUCACUGAGCCUGCCAGUCAGCCAGUCAGUCAGCAAGUCAUCAGUCAGUCAGUCAAUCAGUCAG